AUGGCUUUUUUUUUUUUUGUCAUUCCUAAUCUUUCCUUUUUUGAAGGACCUUGCAAAGGUGCUGCUAUUUUUAUUCACACCCCUCCACCUUUGUUCUUUUGUCAGUUUUCAUUCAUUUGUGCAUUUUCUUUCCUGUAUUCCUUCGAAAGAGAUUCUAUCAAAAUGUGCAUUUUUUUUAUAUUUUUUUUAAUACUUUCUUGCUUUCCUUCGUUUUUCUUUUUUCAUUUUCUUCUUUUUUUAAAAUUAGAAUUCGUUCUUCUUACAUUGUUUUUCUUUCUUUCUUUUUUCUUUCUUUCUUUUUUGUUUUCUUUAUUUUAUUUUUCUUUCUUUUCCCUUUUCUUUUAUUUCUUUUUUCUUUCUUUUUCAUUCGUUUUUCUUUCUUUUAAUUUUCUUUCUUUUUAUUCCUUUUCUUUCUUUCUUUCUUUUCUUUCUUUUCUUUCUUUCUUUCUUUCUUCUUUUUUCUUUUAUUCUUCUUUUUUCUUUUUCUUUCUUUCUAUUUUUCUUUAUUUUUUCAUUCUUUAUUUUUAUUUUUCCUUUCUUUAUUUUUCCUUUUGCGGUGUGUUUUCUACUUUAUUAAUCCCUUCUGUUCAUUCAUUCCUUUUCAUUCAUUCAUUUUCAUUCAUCAAUUAUUGUUUUUCAUUUAUUAUUUACUUAAUUUAUUUCUUUUAUUCUUUAUUUAUUUAUGUAAUUUUCAUUCAAUCAGUAUUUCUUUCUUUUUCAUCAUUCAUUUUUCAUUCAGGAAUACGUUCAAUUUUUUCUUAUUUUUCUUUAUUUUUCUUUUCAUUUUGUAUUUCCGUCUUUCUCAUUCCUUUAGUUUUUUCAUCAUUGAUUUUCUUUCAUGAUAAUUCAUUCUUUCUCUUUCAUUCUUUUUCAAUCUUUUCCUUUACUUUUUCCUCCACUUCUUUCCCUUCUUUCUUUUUUUCUUUCUUUCUUUCUUUCUUCCUUUCUUUCUUUCUUUCUUUCUUUCUUUCUUUCUUUCUUUCUUUCUUUCUUUCUUUCUUUCAUCCUUUUUUAUUCCUUUAG
Messenger RNA from Acanthosepion pharaonis, 1023 nucleotides. NCBI's taxonomy places the organism in Eukaryota, Metazoa, Mollusca, Cephalopoda, Sepiida, Sepiidae. The record is from the annotation of a GenBank genome assembly.